CCCACCGAGCCCUUGUGUCCAUGAGCACCAAUGCCAGGGUUAUGCUGGCGGGAAGGGGUGAGGAUAGUCCCAAAAGAGAGCCGAUGGAUGUGGGAGUGUGGUGGGACAGGGAGGCCUCAUCCUGCGCUUCUGCCAGCGCCGCCGUGGCUGUGGGCCAGGAGCAACCUGGCACGCUAUUGAGGAGCAAUCCUGCCCAACCUGUUCCUCCAGGCCCUGGCACUGGGGCACCCUGCAGCCACGGCAGGCAGGAGAAGAAGGGUGGCUGGCACUGCAGCAGGGAUGCUGGUGGGACCCAAGCAUCCCGGCCCCAAACCAAGAGUGUGACCCCCUCUCUCUGCAAGCACUCAUUUGUGAGGUCAGCUCACUGCUGGGUGCCAGGAUGAGGGUGCUCACCAGAGUGCAUCACCACAGGUGCUCAGUCUUAAUUCAUCCACUCACCUCGGAGUGAAUGCCCAGGCUGGAUCCUGGCACAGUGUCUUACCUGAGGAUGCUUCCCCUGCUUUGGUGGGUUCCUUGUAAAGCAGGGGCAGUGAGAGCUGCACAUCUGCUGAGCCAGGCACAGGAGGGACCUUCUGCAACCUCCUCCCACCAAGAAAUUCCUGCCUUUAAAAACCACCCACUUUUGUCCCCAGAUACUGCAGAAACCCAUGAGGAGCAGGUGGGUGCCCUGCAACACCCAGCCACGGGGGGCUGUGCCCAGCCCCGGCAGGCACCUUGUUCCAGGGACAGCAAGUAGGGUCAGCCCUGCCUUCCUGGAAUCCACCCAGCAUUUCCUCAAAGGCUUCACUGGGGAAAGUCCCUGCCGUGCCGUUCCCGCGGCCAGGCCGGCCCCGCCGCCGGCAGCCGACAUAAAACGGGCGCGGGCAGCGGCCCCGGCCCGUCACACCAUGGGCAACUGGCUCGUCAACCACUGGUUCUCAGCCGCCGUCCUCGCAGCCUGGCUGGGCAUUAACAUCUUCCUCUUCACAUACUACUUUCUGUUCUUUGACCGGAAUGACCGCUACUUCUACACCAGGGCCAUCCUCGGGUCUGCCUUGGCAUGGGCACGAGCAUCAGCCAAGUGCCUCAACUUCAACAGCAUGCUGAUCCUGCUGCCUGUCUGCCGCAACCUGCUCUCCUUCCUCCGCGGGACCUGCUCGUGCUGCAGGCGGACGCUGCGGAAGCAGUUGGACCACAACCUCACCUUCCACAAGCUGGUGGCCUACGCACUGGCCCUGUUCACAGCUGUGCACACCAUCGCCCACCUCUUCAACCUGGAGCGUUACAACAGCAGUCAGCAAGCCACUGAGCGCAGCCUCCACGCCGUCCUCUCCAAGAUGCACCUGAACGGCAGCAUGUGGCUCAACCCCAUCCACUCCAACCAGACGGUGAGCGCUGGCCCCGGCCCUGGCCCCCCGCCACCCCCUGCCCCGCUGACCCACCUGCCGCCCCUGCAGACCGUCGAGUACGUGGCCUUCACCACCAUCCCGGGGCUGACGGGGGUCAUCAUCACGCUGGUGCUCAUCCUUAUGGUUACUUCCUCCACUGAGUUCAUCCGCAGGAACUACUUUGAGGUCUUCUGGUACACCCACCACCUCUUCCUCAUCUACUUUGCUGGCCUCGUCAUCCACGGCAUCGCGGGGCUGGUGCGCGGGCAGACAGAGGAGAGCAUAGAGGAGGUUCCCCCCCAGCGCUGUGUCUCCUAUGUCACAUACAAGGACGAGGACUGCAGACAUGAGUGCUGCAAGGACCCCGAGUUUGGGAGCAUCCCUGCAGAGUCCUGGAAGUGGGUUCUGGCCCCUGUCCUCCUCUACACCUUUGAGCGGAUCCUCCGGGUCUGGCGAGCACGGCAGAAGGUGGUUGUCACUAAGGUGGUCAUGCACCCUGCCCGUGUGCUGGAGCUGCAGAUGCAGAAGAAGGGCUUCUGCAUGGAGGUGGGACAAUACGUCUUUGUCAACUGCCCCGCUAUCUCCCUGCUGGAGUGGCACCCCUUCACCCUCACCUCGGCACCCGAGGAGGACUUCUUCUCCAUCCACGUCCGGCUGGCCGGCGACUGGACGGAGCGUCUCAUCGACACCUUCCAGCAGCAGAAGCUGGAGAUGCCCAGGAUCGAGGUGGAUGGCCCCUUUGGCACGGCCAGCGAAGAUGUGUUCCAGUAUGAGGUGGCCAUGCUGGUGGGAGCAGGCAUCGGCGUCACCCCCUUUGCCUCCAUCCUCAAGUCCAUCUGGUACAAGUUCCAGCAGAAUGACCAGACCCUCAAGACCAAGAAGAUCUACUUCUACUGGCUCUGCCGCGACACAGGGGCCUUCGCCUGGUUCAAUGACCUGCUGGCCUCGCUGGAGCAGAAGAUGGCCGAAUCAGGCAAGGCUGACUUCCUCACCUACCGCCUGUUCCUCACUGGCUGGGACAGCAGCAUUGCCAACAACGUGGCGCUGCACUUUGACACCACAACAGACACGCUGACGGGCCUCAGGCACAAAACCAUCUUCGGGCGGCCCAUGUGGAACAGUGAGUUUGCAGCAGUGGCUGCAGCCCACCCCAGGUCCGUGGUCGGUGUGUUCCUCUGCGGACCGGAUGCCUUGGCAAAGAGCCUGCAGAAGUCUUGCCACCAGCACUCCAGCCUGGAUCCCAGGAAGGUCAAAUUCUACUUCAACAAGGAGAACUUCUGAGCAGCAGCCAGGCCGGGAGCCCUGCGGUGUCGCCUCCCUGCCAUGCCCGAGCAGGGCUGGGGAUCAGUGCCUGCUGCACUGCAGCACCCGAACCAGGCACAGCACAGCACAGGGCUCCUUCUCAGUGAGAAACUCCAGGUUCAGAGACUGCUUGCUGCCUUCUCCAGGCAGGUGUCUCAUGGGGGCAGCGAGGCUACAGCUCCACAUGAUCCCUCUGUGAGAAAGGAGAGGCAGGGGCUGCACUGCUGCUGCCGGGAAGCAGCAGGAGCGCCCAGCAGGCUGGGCGCUGGGCACAAGCAGGGGAUGGGAAAGGGACAGGAGAGGGGCAUGCCACGCAGGCACUGGGGGCCUGAUGUGCCACUCUGGGUUUAAACAGUCUUUUGCAUAAAAGGGUAAACUAAAAUGUGCUUUCAUUUGCAAUAAAAGCCUCUGUGGUGGCUCA
Colius striatus (speckled mousebird) is the source of this 3090-nucleotide messenger RNA. It is a transcript of the gene NOX1, whose product is annotated as NADPH oxidase 1. The record is from RefSeq and is a predicted model, not a curated record. Gene Ontology annotation, cellular component: NADPH oxidase complex; plasma membrane. The transcript has 12 exons. NCBI's taxonomy places the organism in Eukaryota, Metazoa, Chordata, Aves, Coliiformes, Coliidae. Gene Ontology annotation, molecular function: superoxide-generating NAD(P)H oxidase activity. The coding region runs from base 648 to 2648 and encodes 666 amino acids. Gene Ontology annotation, biological process: defense response; superoxide anion generation.